AUGAGUGAACUAGACUCUAAGGAAUACGUGAUUUCGAUUAAUGAUGAAGGCUCUGCACGAGACCGAAUUUCGAUUAAUGGUGAAGACUCUGCACGAGACCGAAUUUCAAUUGAUGAUGAAGGCUCUUCACGAGACCGAAUUUCGAUUGAUAAUGAAGGCUCUGCACAAGAACGAAUUUCGAAUAAUUACGUGCAUUCAAAAAAAAUAAUAACAAAUACUAAUUCCGAGGAUUAUGAUCAAUCUAUUUGCGUGUGGAAAGCCGUGGAAUAUGAAAAGGGAGUGCCCAAAUUAACCAUCUAUGAUUCAUUUGACCUUACAUAUUUAACUUCAUACUGGAGGCUAGAAAGAGUUUCAAAUUGCAAACAUAUUCUCUUAAUUAUUGAUAGAGAUACUCCUUACGACCUCGGUCGUUUGCAAAACAUUGAAAGUUUAUCUGAAGGACAAAAUUGGAUCAAAUACUUAGAUGAACCUGAAGAUGAAAGUGAACCUUCACCUUCACCUGAAGAAUAUAAUAGAAUUGAUUUACUUUCUUAUAGAAAUGAAAUAUUAGAAACGAUAGAAAACACUUAA
Messenger RNA from Acaulospora morrowiae, 570 nucleotides. The record is from the annotation of a GenBank genome assembly. NCBI's taxonomy places the organism in Eukaryota, Fungi, Glomeromycota, Glomeromycetes, Diversisporales, Acaulosporaceae.